This is a messenger RNA of Aplosporella prunicola CBS 121167, 1763 nucleotides long. RefSeq lists its product as uncharacterized. The record is from RefSeq and is a predicted model, not a curated record. The transcript has 3 exons. Gene Ontology annotation, molecular function: DNA binding. Bases 320 to 1477 code for a protein of 385 amino acids. Gene Ontology annotation, biological process: negative regulation of transcription by RNA polymerase II; rRNA processing. NCBI's taxonomy places the organism in Eukaryota, Fungi, Ascomycota, Dothideomycetes, Botryosphaeriales, Aplosporellaceae. Gene Ontology annotation, cellular component: nucleolus.
ACCAAGCGCGCUCAUGACGAGGGGCGGUAGAGACGCAAUGGUUGGCGCGUGAUGUAUGUACUUGUACACAUGCAGGACCCUGGCUGGCGUUCGGCUGAGCUAGUGCGCGCCGGCGGGAAAGGCUCCAUCUCGGGACCCGCAAUAAACUCGCCCUCUGACGACUUUUUCCUCGCCCUCGAUAGAAUCUCCUCCGCGCGCUGCAAUCGAUACCGCUUCUGCCCUUGGAGCUGCCUCUGACCCUACUCGCCUCUCGUCGUAGCCCAUUCCUUGCCCUUGGCCGACUGUACCACGCUAAACCGCGCCUUGUUUACCUGUCAACAUGGUCUCAUUCUCGUGCGAGGGCUGCGGUGAUAUCCUCACCAAGAAGAAGCUCGACCCUCACCGGAACCAAUGCUGGGGCGCUUCCUACACCUGCAUUGACUGCAUGGUACACUUCCAAGGGACGGAUUACAGAUCGCAUACCAGCUGUAUGAGCGAGGCGCAGAAGUACCAAGGCGCACUGUACCGGGAGAAGAAGCCGAAGGGCCAGCAGCAACAGCAGCAAAGGAAGAACAACAACAAUAACUCGCAAGCUCUCGUUCCGCGGAACGAUGCAGCGCAAGACACGGACACGGGCGCCGUCGCCGUCGCCGUCGUAGACGUGCCGCCGCGCGCUCCGACCCCGCCAGCUCCGGUCAACGUCUUCGACUUCCUAGUAACGGAAGACACGCCUAACGCAUCCAAGAUAUCGGUGGCGGAAGCACAAGCGGCCGACCCAACCACUCCGGCAUCGAAGGAAGGCAAGAAGGACAAGGACGCGUCGGGCAAGAAGUCGGACAAGAAGCGCAAGAGGCAGCAAGUGGAGGAUGUCGAUGGGCCAGCGGCUGCCAAGGCGCAGGAGGAGCAGGACGCGAUGAUGGUGGAUGCGCCACCAGUGCUGCAUUCGGGCCUUACCGACGGCGUGGACAAGCUGCUCCCGCCGGGACAAGAGUAUGCCGAAGGCGGUGUGGAGGGGUCGCCGAGCGGGCCGGCGAAGCGGACGAAGCAAUCCAAGAGCAGCAGCAAGAAGGAGGAGAAGAAGAGCAGCAAAGAGCGCAAGGCGCGAGGCGAAAAGGACGCCGAGAAGGAGAAGAAGCGCUCGCGCGAGCUGGUCAAGAUUCGGAGGCGGCGGUCGUCGUCGACCGACUCGCACGAGCGCGAGCGCAAGUCGUCCAAGCCGCUCAAGAGCAUCGGAUACCGCGCAGAGAACGGCGACGCCGGUGCGCUGGUCCUGCAUAAGCGGCCCGCCUCGCGCGCAGAGCUGCUCUUGACCUACCUGGCCAAAGACGCCGCCUCGGAGCACGGCGUCAGCUUCCACAAGGCCCUCAAGAAGUACCAUCGCGAGCGGCACGAGCGCGGCCUCGACGACCUCAGCAAGCCCGACGACGAGAAGGAGCUGUGGAAGAGCAUCCGCCUGCGCAAGAACGAUAGGGGCGAGAUUGUCCUGUUCACCGAGUAGUAGUCUUGUAGGCCAGCCCAGCGCAGCGACACCGCAUCCUCCUAUACUCUCUACAAUUAAGGGCGGCAGGGUCCGUAUCGGCCCCAUGGCAACGGAGAAGUGGAACAGGGGUCUAGUUGUUUUUGCCAAAGCUCUGAUACACUGCUGUCUUUGAAACGCGGCGUCCGGACGGGCGGUGGUGGGGUGGGGACGCCGAGUGCUCGGGGCUCUCUAGCACCGCCUCGCCAGACCCGUGUGUUCAGAGUUCCGGAGCACCGAAGACCCCCCUGAAUGGAACCUUUGAACA